This is a messenger RNA of Acanthochromis polyacanthus (spiny chromis), 1500 nucleotides long. RefSeq names its product kelch repeat and BTB domain containing 13a (gene kbtbd13a). The coding region runs from base 34 to 1500 and encodes 488 amino acids. Lineage: Eukaryota; Metazoa; Chordata; Actinopteri; Pomacentridae. Gene Ontology annotation, molecular function: protein binding. The record is from RefSeq and is a predicted model, not a curated record. The transcript has a single exon.
UGGAGCUACAGUGAAGAUCUAUAGCAGGAGGUAAUGGAGUUCAGCAGCUGUUCAGCCCUGAGCCAACAGUCAGACCACUGUAAGGCAGCGGACACCCUGAGGGUCAACAUUAACGGAAGUGUUUUCACUGUGGAUAAAGCCAUUGUAGCUGACAACUGUGAGUACUUCAGAGCAUUGUUCCAGUCAGGAAUGAGAGAUUGCAGACAGGAGGAGAUCCAGCUGCAAUGUGUGGGCGUUCUGGGGUUUACGGUCUUGUUGCAGGUUCUGGACGGGGAACAACCCAUGCUCAACAGUGACCAGCUCGUGGAAGCAAUAGAGUGCACAGCUUUUCUACAGGUACCAGCUCUCACCAAGCACUUGAUCAAUAUUAUCAAUUCUGAAAACUGUCUACUCAUGUACCACACGGCUGCAACCUACGGAGUGUUGGACCUGUUCCACAGUUCAGCCUUAUUCAUCAGAGACAUGUACGCUGACCUGAGGGAGGACGUUCACACCUUACCCUGCCACUUGGUAGACUACAUCGAGUCUCUCCUCCCGAGUAGCUACAUGGCAAUGUGCAGUCACUCUCCGUCCACAGAGCUGCUGCAGGACGUCCAGAGGACAGUCUGCUACCUGGAUGAAGAACACAGAGAGUGGAGGGUCCUGACACACCUGCCUGUGUGCACCAGCACCACAAUGGCAGGCGUAGCCGUCCUCGACAACAAACUGUACAUUAUUGGAGGAGUGCGUGAUGUAAGUAAGAAGGUGGUAGAGAAUGGAUUCUGUUACAACCCUGCAGCUAACUCAUGGUCAACCAUCUGUGGCCCCAAGCAGCUACGCUACAAUUUCACUUUAAUUGGUCAUGAGGGCAGCUUGUAUGCGGUCGGAGGGGAGUACAAUAUGAUAGCCCUAUCGUCUGUAGAGAGGUAUGGGCCGUUUGACAGGAACUGGAGCUUUGUCUCUCCCCUUCCCUGUCCUGCAGCCUCAGUGGUGUCUGCUGUAGCUAUGAGCAGAAUCUUUAUAUGUCUCUGGAGAGGGAGUGGGGCCACAGAUAUACACGAGUAUGUGCCUGAACAUGGCCGCUGGCUUCUGGUCACUACGCUCAUACGCCAACACAGUUACGGUAUUUAUAUGGUAGCCCACAAGGAUAAUUUGUAUGUUUUGCGCAAUGGACCUUGUGAUGAUUUCUUACUGUGUUUAAUGGACUGUUACAAUCUGAGCUCAGGUCAGUGGACAGCUAUGUCUGGUCAGUAUGGGAACAACAAAGGCUCUCUGUUGACUGCUGUGGUCAGAGGAGACUCGGUGUUCACUCUCAGCAGGCACGUGACCACAGAGUACACCAUCGAGAGUCACAAAUGGAAACCAAAGCACGAGAUGAAAGGUUUUGGCAGGAUUGGCUCUAUAUAUACAUUUCUAAUGAGGCUGCCUAAAGUCACUGUGUCCCUCAUGGGGAAUUAUCAGGAUGUGAAUCAGAACCAAAAUCUCAGAGAGUUCAGUGUCUGUACCAGAAUUUCAUUGUAA